This is a messenger RNA of Aspergillus chevalieri, 1041 nucleotides long. RefSeq names its product isopenicillin N synthase family dioxygenase. Gene Ontology annotation, molecular function: dioxygenase activity. NCBI's taxonomy places the organism in Eukaryota, Fungi, Ascomycota, Eurotiomycetes, Eurotiales, Aspergillaceae. Bases 1 to 1041 code for a protein of 346 amino acids. The transcript is spliced from 4 exons. The record is from RefSeq and is a predicted model, not a curated record.
AUGUCUGCAAGAGCUAGCCCACCAGUUUUGGACUUUUCGCCAUUCUACGGCGAGGAUAGCGCCGCCAAAGCCAAGCUCGUCGAGAGCAUCAAGGGAUGCUGCUUGUACAAUGGGUUUUUCCAGAUCAUCGGCCAUCGAGUGCCGAUCGAGCUACAACAGGCGGUUAUGCGAUGUACGAAGCGAUUUUUCGAAAUGCCCCUCGAGCAAAAACUGAAAAUUGACAAAAAUAACAAUACGUUCAACAGAGGCUACGAAUUACUGCGAUCUCAGAUGCUGGAAGCCGGAACGGGUCCAGAACUCAAGGAGGGACUGUACAUCGGCGAGGAGAUACCGGAAGACCAUCCGUACUUUAUCCAGCGCAAGUUGAACAGCGGUCCGAAUCAAUGGCCGCAGACGAUCGAGGAUCCCGAAGAAUUUCAGCGCACCUCCAUGAAAUACUACCGCGCUGUAUUCGACUUGGCCAAAGACGUGCUGGGAGUUCUGGCACUCACCCUGGGAGUCGAUGCGACAUACUUCGAUCCUCUUACGGACGGCGCAGUGGCGACAAUGCGAUUUCUACAUUACCCGGCGCAAACCAAAGAUGCGGACGAGAAGCUGAACCGGGGAAUUGGCGCCCAUACUGACUUUGGAUGCGUGACUCUGCUACUACAGGACGAGGUGGACGGUUUGCAGGUUCUCGAUGUACCCACGGGUGAAUGGCUGGAUAUACAACCCGUUCCUGGUGCAUACGUCGUCAACCUCGGAAAUCUAUUUAUGCGCAUGGCCAACGACAAAUACAAAUCAAACACCCACCGAGUGAUUAACAAGUCCGGCCGCGAGCGUUACUCGAUUCCCUUCUUUUUCAGCGGAAACCCAGACUACUUGUGUGAGUGUUUGCCCAAUUGUCGCGAACAGCAGGAAGCGCCAAAAUACGGCCCCAUUACCGUCGAGCAGGCUGUCACGGCGGCGUAUAAAGAGAGCUAUGGUCGAGCGGAGAAGUACAAGCAGGAUAUGAAGGUUAAGCUGGAGACUAUAGCAAGCCCGGCGGCUGUGAUUGCAUAA